CCCUGCGCAUCCCGCCCCUCACUAUAGUCACGGAGGCGGCAGCCAUGGACGAGCGCGAGGUGGCGGCGCUGCUGGCAGCAUCUGGGCAGAACGGACAACUAUUCCCCGCCCUGCUGCCGCCCGAGUCGCCGCCCGACGGCCGCCCGGUGCCCCGGAACGUGCACGUGGCUCGCGUGCCCGUGGACCAGCGGAGAGUCAGGCGGGCUGAUGCUGCCAAGAUGAGGAGAGCGCUGGAUAAGAGGGGUGAGGAUGGGAGAAGGGGUGAGGAUGGGAGAAGGGGUGAGGAUGGGAGAAGGGGUGAGGAUGGGAGAAGGGGUGAGGAUGGGAGAAGGGGUGAGGAUGGGAGAAGGGGUGAGGAUGGGAGAAGGGGUGAGGAUGGGAGAAGGGGUGAGGAUGGGAGAAGGGGUGAGGAUGGGAGAAGGGGUGAGGAUGGGAGAAGGGGUGAGGAUGGGAGAAGGGGUGAGGAUGGGGCUAGAGUGGAGAGUGAGCGUGGCUGGAGUGCCUUGACAGUGGGUCUGUACGUGAAGAAGGAAGACCUCUCAGAGGACUAUUACACGGAGGAGGGAGAGGAGGUGGUGGAGGAGGAGGGGGAUAAGCAUAGGCGAAGCGAAUGUGUGCCCUCCUUCAUGAACUGCACUCCAUCAUCUGAUGCCAUGGGAUGCCAUAUCAUCCUUUCACAUGUUGAGACAGCACAGCACAUCAUAUCAUUGGACUAUGCUCCUCGUUUUUCUUCCUCUGCUUCGCGUCCCAUCCAGUCCCCCGACACUCCACCCCACCGCUCUCCACUGUUCUCCACCAUGCCAGGUGGCACCAAUAUACAGAGGCCGUGGCCUUGGCACCAGGGUGCUGCAGAGAAUCCUCAGGUGAAUUUCCAAGCUGAUGUGCUCUGGGAGCUCCUCUCGCGGGGCAUUGGGGACAUCUCUGCUGUCGUGUGGCCCAACCAGCGAGCAUGCACAACACUCGGCACCGUCCACUCCUCCCCUUCUCGACCACCUCCUGCCCGCCUCCCCACCUCCUGCCUGCCUCCCCACCUCCUGCCCGCCUCCCCACCUCCUGCCCGCCUCCCUACCUCCUGCCUGCCUCGCCCCAUCCCGCCUGCCCCCUCCUCAGAGGCAGCAGAGGCAGCAGAGGCAGCAGAGGCAGCAGAGGCAGCAGAGGCAGCAGAGGCAGCAGAGGCAGCAGAGGCAGCAGAGGCAGCAGAGGCAGCAGAGGCAGCAGAGGCAGCAGAGGCAGCAGAGGCAGCAGAGGCAGCAGAGGCAGCAGAGGCAGCAGAGGCAGCAGAGGCAGCAGAGGCAGCAGAGGCAGCAGAGGCAGCAGAGGCAGCAGAGGCAGCAGAGGCAGCAGAGGCAGCAGAGGCAGCAGAGGCAGCAGAGGCAGCAGAGGCAGCACAUGAGGAAGAGCAUGAGGAGACAAGCGAGGUGCAGUGGGGGAGUUGGAGCAUGCACAUGCCACCGCCCCUGCACGUGCCUUACCCCCUCAAGGCGCCCCUGCCAGCCCUGGUGACUCAACAAGCGACAGCAGCAGUUGCUGCUGCUGAGGCACGGCCGGUGGCAGGGCAGCAGGCAGGGGGGGAGGCAGAGGGGCAACGAGGGGGCGUGAAAUUCCCGUGGGGGAGAUAA
Molecule: messenger RNA, 1619 nt
Organism: Closterium sp. Naga37s-1
Lineage: Eukaryota; Viridiplantae; Streptophyta; Zygnematophyceae; Desmidiales; Closteriaceae
Source: the annotation of a GenBank genome assembly